This is a messenger RNA of Lathyrus oleraceus (garden pea), 1005 nucleotides long. RefSeq lists its product as uncharacterized. The transcript is spliced from 2 exons. Lineage: Eukaryota; Viridiplantae; Streptophyta; Magnoliopsida; Fabales; Fabaceae. The record is from RefSeq and is a predicted model, not a curated record. The coding region runs from base 1 to 1005 and encodes 334 amino acids.
AUGGUUGCUUUUAUGGUUGCAAACCAUGUUUUGAAAUACAUUGUCAAAGAAAAGAAAACUACGUCAAUUCUCUCCGGCCAACUAUGGUUUAUAGAGUUGAUAACAGGAAAUGAUAACAGGUUUCUUGAGCAACUUCGAAUGAGGAAACAAGUCUUUCAGAAUUUGGUAUGCGAGUUAACUAAUAAUUGUGGGUUGACACCUACUAAACACAUUGGAGUUGAGGAAAGUGUUGGGAUAUUCUUAUAUAUGAUAGGGCAACCUUCCUCAUAUAGAAAUGCCCAAGAGCGAUUUCAACAUUCUAGUGAGACCAUUCAUAAACAUUUCAACAAAGUUUUAGAAGCUAUAUGCAAGUCGGGGAAAAAAGUCAUAAAACAUGUUGAUCUUGUUGACUCUUCUCAAUAUAUCAGAGAUGAUAAUCGAUAUAGGCCUUACUUCAAAGACUGUAUAGGAGCAAUAAAUGGCACACAUAUUAAAAUACAUGUCCCAACAGAGAAACAAAAACCGUUUUUCAAUAGGAAAGGACAUACAAGUACUAAUGUGAUGGCUGUGUGUGACUUCAAUAUGUCCUUUACUUUUGCAUUGUGUGGAUGGGAAGGAUCUGUUCAUGAUGCAAAGAUUCUUAUGGAUACUCUUCGUAAACCCAAUUUACGAUUUCCUUAUCCCACAGAAGAUUCAGAAUACCCGUCACUUAAAGGUUUCUUGGCACCAUACAAGAAUGCAAGGUAUCAUCUUACACAUUUUAGACUUGCUCCAGGAUUCAGAUCAAGAAAUGAAAUUUUUAAUUAUUAUCAUUCUAGUUUGAGAAGUGUGAUUGAAAGAACUUUUGGCGUGGUAAAAGCAAGAUGGAAAGUAUUACAAGAAAUGCCUAAUUUCAAGCUUCAAACUCAAAUGGCUAUUAUUUGGGCUUGUUUUCCACUUCAUAACUUUUUAAGAAGAACAGACUCAAGUGACUUGGAUAUUCUUGAAAGUUUAGAGAACAUCAAUGGUUUACAAGACAAUGAGUAA